GGCCGUCGUCUCGGCCAUCCGUCUUGGCCAUCGUCCUUCCUGCUUGGCGCUGCAUACCCCUCCCGGCGCAGUCUCGCUCCCGACGCUGCUACUACCGCCGUCUGCUUGUCCUGCGGCCUUUGCUCUCGCUCUCCGCUCAGUCCCCCAUGGGCACUGCCCCUCCGUCUGCUCUUGUUGCUGCAGUGCCCCCCUCCGCGCUUCGCUCUUGAUCGUCAGGCUCCCUCUGCCCUGCCCUGGCGUUUGUCCUUUGGCUCGACAGUGCAGAUCCCGGCCUGUGCCUGCUGCAUCUCUGUUUUCAUAUUUUUAUCCCGCGGCGCUCUUGCUGCUCUGUUGCGUCAGGCCGUGGGCUGCCGCACCCUGUUCGUUCUAUUCUCCUUUCAGUGCUUGUGAUCCCACAGUUCCUGUCUUCGCACCAGCGGCCCCAGCUGUGAGCAGCCCUCGAAAUGGCAUCGAACGAGCAAAUCCUUGGGCCAGAUCUGAACUACGAUCCUCUAAACUACGUCCCCAGUGAAGCCACCAAGUUCCUGCUGGAAUGCAUCGCCAAGAAUACCUUACCCUCAACCCCGGAUCUCCUCCGGAUCCGCCAGGAACUGACCCUGCACCUCAAGAACAUCACCCAGACCGAGAUCGACAUUGACAGCAACCUGGUAUUACUGGAUCAGUGGGUCAAAGAGAAUCCAAACCUCAUUACCCCGACAUCCUCAAAUCGCUUCGAACGCAUCGCAGAAGGCUCCAGGGGCCGAGACGACUUUGACCAGAACGAUGCCGAUGACCUAUCCAGUAGCCGAAGCGAGCGACCAGAAAGCGGCGCACGGCGGGCGAGUGACGCCGGAUCGCUCGUGAAAAUGGAGUCGGAGGAUUCGGGGCAGCUCGAUGCCUCCAAGGAUACGCAGACCCUGGUCCGCGAUCCCAAACAGCCCGAGUCCAUCACAAGCUCAGGCUUCCAGACGCCUGCGACCGAAGACUCAGACACACACGACUCAUCACGGGCAAAGAAAGAAGAACCACCGUCUCGGACACCUGGCCCGCCGGUACCGACAUUGCUGGAAAAGAUCAAAGUCGAGGAUGCAAACACCCCAAUCGCCGAUGCAGAGCCUGUCACUGCCAAGCGCGACGUUGUGCCGCCUCCGCCGCCGGCUGUUUCCGCGUCAUCCAAAUCGUCCAGCAACGAAGUACUUGCCGAACAUAUCACACAAAAUCCGGGCAGCGACGCCAUCAAAGUCUCGAUUACCCAUCAUGGCAUCAUCAAGCUGCGGAAAGACAGUCUGUCGUCCGGACUCGACUCUGCUUCGAGGCCGCCCGAGGUGUCAUCGUCUUCAGCGGGCUAUCCAUGGCCGCCAUCGUCAUCGUCGUCCGGGGCAGGUCCGUCGAGCUCCAGCGUGUCUGCCGAUCUUUCUCGGACAAGCGGACGGCCCUCCACUCCGGGACCUGUAGCGUCGGCGUCAGCCACAAACAGUCAAGCGGGCUCGCCCUUGAACACAAGCUACUACACGGGACAGUCUGCCAUUCCGUUCCGCGCCAGCACCCCAAGACCGUCGAAAUCGAAAAGCACAGGAAAAGAUACCCCGUCCCAGCCAAAGGAGAAGCGAAGAAAGAUCAAGCAAGAAGAUGCCGAUGAUGCCUCGGAUCUGGGCAAAGACGAAACGGGUUCGGUGGCCGAUGGCGACUUUACACGCGUCAAGCCGGCCAACCAGAUCCCGCUCCAACAGUUUUACAGCUUCUGCGAUCAAUACUUUCGCAACCUCACCGAGGCUGAUCUCAAAUAUCUGGGCGAGUGCGAUGACAACGUCACUCCGUACAUCAUUCCGCCGCUAGGGAGGCACUACCUUGAGCAAUGGAAUGAGGAGGAUAUGAUUCUUUUAGGCGGAAGUGCCGACGGUUUGAAGGACUCGCAAGACCCCAAGGGCGCCAGCAAUCAGCCGAGGGAAUACGACGAGACAGACGACGGCGUCAUUCCGGGCGAUGUUGGGUUCGGAUCCCUGACAGAGCGCAUUGUAUCCUCGCUCUUCCAUGAAGAUCUUCUUGAGGCCGCUGAGGACCACUACCACGACGAUGAGCCCGACGAUCCCGUGGCCGUGGCCGCUCGCAUGAAGGCUAGAACCAAAACAGAGAUGAGCGAUCUCGAGGAGCGGCUGAAAAACGAGCUGCGGUUUAUUGGCUUGCUGCCGGAGGAGGAAGAGAUGGACACGUCCAUGGAUGGCGACGACGAGAUCGUGGCAGAGCUUCGUCGGCUCCAAGCCGAGCUGCGCUCACAGGUCUCAGUCAAUCGAUUCCGCAAAGACAGGUUGCUGGAGGUGGCCAAGAAGUGGAUGGCGUGGCAAGAAUACAAUAGCUUACUGGAUGAAAUCAACAAGCAAGUAGAGGCAUCAUACAUCAAGCGAUUUCGGGCAGUCAAGAAGAAAAAGUCCAAGCAGGCCGCCGCCCCGCCAGCGCCUCGGCCAGUGUCCGAGAGCACCACGCUGCUGCUGAAUCGACGGAAGCGGCUCAUCCAGGAGCUGGGCCAUAUCUUUUCGCUCGAGCACUAUGGUAUCCCAAAGAAAUCUAUUUAUCGCGAGGAGUCGCCUCCGCCGUCUGUGCCCAAUACAGGCGGGAAACUGUAACAUGGCCUGUGGCCACUCAUCUCUGUCGAACACACUGCUCUCCCUUUCGGUUUUCGAGACUGAGAUAUCUUUCAGACCGCGCCAGCCGGAGACACUGGCUGUGUUGGGGAGUCUGUGGGCUGUUGCUAUCCAGGUUUGAAUACAAAAACGGCCGCAGACAUCCAACUUUCCUGGAAGGGGCGCCCAACG
Messenger RNA from Polychytrium aggregatum, 2789 nucleotides. Its product is annotated as histone acetyltransferases subunit 3-domain-containing protein. The coding region runs from base 444 to 2600 and encodes 718 amino acids. The transcript has 9 exons. Gene Ontology annotation, molecular function: transcription coactivator activity. NCBI's taxonomy places the organism in Eukaryota, Fungi, Chytridiomycota, Chytridiomycetes, Polychytriales. Gene Ontology annotation, biological process: regulation of transcription by RNA polymerase II. Gene Ontology annotation, cellular component: SAGA complex. The record is from RefSeq and is a predicted model, not a curated record.